Tetrahymena thermophila SB210 is the source of this 1104-nucleotide messenger RNA. Its product is annotated as FYVE zinc finger protein. Lineage: Eukaryota; Ciliophora; Oligohymenophorea; Hymenostomatida; Tetrahymenidae. The transcript has 6 exons. Gene Ontology annotation, biological process: protein targeting to vacuole; protein transport to vacuole involved in ubiquitin-dependent protein catabolic process via the multivesicular body sorting pathway. Gene Ontology annotation, molecular function: phosphatidylinositol-3-phosphate binding; metal ion binding; ubiquitin binding. Gene Ontology annotation, cellular component: ESCRT-0 complex. The record is from RefSeq and is a predicted model, not a curated record.
AUGGAUCUAGAUAAAAACCAAAGUGAUUCAUAGAUUCUUUAAGAGUCUAAUUUUACUGAACCAGCUCGCUCUGCAAAAAGAUCUAAAACAUAACCUCCAACAAGAUAGAGGGGAAAUUUUCUGAUAGAUGUUAUUAGAAGAGAUUCUAUAAAUGUUGAAAAUAUAAAAUUCAAAGAAAAAGAAUAUUGGAAGCAAAAUGAUUUUUGUAGUUUAUGCGAAACGAAAUAUAAUACAAUUAUGUUUGUGAAACAGCAUCAUUGUCGUCUUUGUGGUGAAUCUGUUUGUAAAGAAUGCUCUCAAAAAAAAAUAAAUGAGUAAAGAGUUUGUGAUUUCUGCUUCUUAAAGUGCAAUGACUAUAAGUAAGCUUAGAGAAGAAAGAAUGAUUUGCAAAACAUGGUUGAAUAAAUUGAAGGUCUAAAAAUUGCAAUAAAUAAAUAUGACUAAAGUAUAGUAGAUAUAAAUGCAUAAAUAUGCGCAAAUUAAGAAAAUUAAAAAGAAGAAUUGAAGCAAUUCGCUUUAGAGGAAGGAGAGCUAUAGCUUGAAGAAAAGAAGUUAACAGUUAAAAUAGAAUAAAUUAAAGAAGAUAAUGACCAAUAAAAGAGUUUAUCUAAGAACUUAGAAAAAGAGUCAACAUAAAAUAAAACCAAUAUUACAGAGUUAAAAAUUUAGAUAAACAAAUUAAAUAUUGAUUUAGAAUCAGUCAAACAUAGUGUUGAAUUGAAGAACAAAGAAAUUGAAAAUAUCAAAUAACUUCUCAAAAAUGUUUAAAACUCUGUAUUUAUUUAUUUAUACAUUUUCUAUCUUUACUUUUAAUAUAACUUUUUAUUUUUUAAAUUUUUACUUAUUUACAGUAAAGCUUCUAGGACCUCAGUGUCGUAAGAUAAACAUAAAACUAAGAAUUUAAUUAAAAUGAAAACCAAUAUGCUUAAAGUUCUAUUUAUAUAGGACAUAAAUCUGAUGAAAGUACAAUAGAGAGAUACGAAUACAACAGCGACGAUUGAUUAAAUAAUAUUCUUUACUUAUUUUAUCAUUAAAUUUUGUAUCUUUGUUAAAAUGUUAUUUCUUUAUUAUAAAAUGUUUAUAAAUAAUAAAAUAAAAUCAUGA